AUGCGUGGGGUCAGCUGCGGCGGGCGUCGGGUCGACCUGGGGCAGCUGCGCUCGGCGGCCCACCGGCAGUCGUUAGGGGCACUCAGCGCCGCCGGGGGUUCCCCUAGGGGGAAGUCCCUGGAUUUGCCAGAGUGGGGCAUGAAAAUGUCAAACGUACAGUGCCUUCGAAUUGAUCCGAUCGGGGAACUUGACGAGGUUGGCGGCCAAAGUGUCAGGCGCGUGUUCCGACGUGUCACGUCGCCGUCGGGAGAGCGUGACACAUCACGUGACAAUCUACGGCGCGAGACAAUGGGGGCUCAACGUCAAAGCUCGCCAACAGCGAUCGGUAAUGCCGCC
Molecule: messenger RNA, 336 nt
Organism: Iphiclides podalirius (scarce swallowtail)
Lineage: Eukaryota; Metazoa; Arthropoda; Insecta; Lepidoptera; Papilionidae
Source: the annotation of a GenBank genome assembly